Molecule: messenger RNA, 6795 nt
Organism: Lineus longissimus
Lineage: Eukaryota; Metazoa; Nemertea; Pilidiophora; Heteronemertea; Lineidae
Product: Y+L amino acid transporter 2-like
Exons: 11
Coding region: 443-1993 (516 amino acids)
Biological process (GO): amino acid transmembrane transport
Cellular component (GO): membrane
Molecular function (GO): L-amino acid transmembrane transporter activity
Source: RefSeq, a predicted model, not a curated record
CAACAAUCUUGGGCGAUUUUGCGAGUUUUGUCCCAUAUUUCAGCUUCAAACUCAAUGUUAUCGACGUUUGUAGCAUUUAUAAGAGUAUACUAAGACAACGGAUGCCUGCUACUUACAAGUGUUAUUCGUGAUAAGAGGAUCACGUGGGUGCAUCAAGAUCGGUGCGGGGCUUAGCGAUCUAAUGUUGUUCUAAAAAGAGACAAAUGUGGUUAACGAAUUUGAAACUAGUAGAAUAUUCUCAUCCCAACCCAACGGAGACAAUUAAGGCGCACAAAAUUAGUUUUGCAAAGUGAAUUAGUAUUUAUAGUGUUGGUUAUUUAAUUCUAGUCACUACAUUUAUAAACAGUUAUAAUCGGUGCUUUUGCUGGUUGAGUUUGUCUAAAACUGAGGUGUGUGUUGUUUAUUAGUUAACUUAAAAAUCAGUAUAAAUUUGAACAAAAAUAUGAAGAGGAAGUCUGCAGAGGAGAACCAGUUGAUGAUGAAUGGCAAUGGCCAUGGCCAUAUUGGAAACGGCAAUGGCCACAUUGGGAAUGGUGAUAAUGCGAACGGUGACAUUGCUAACAGUCAUUGUAAGGAAGAACCGGUGAAAAUCACAUUGAAACGUCACUUGGGCUUGCGAAAUGGCAUCGGGAUCAUCGUCGGGAUCAUCAUCGGAAGCGGGAUCUUCGUAAGCCCAAAGGGCGUGCUGCACGAAGCAGGAUCAGUCGGAGCAGCGCUGUGCGUGUGGGCAGCCUGCGGUUUCGUUACGCUGAUUGGAGCACUGUCGUAUGCGGAGCUCGGUGCCUCGAUACAGAAAUCCGGCGGUGUGUAUUCAUACACCAAAGAAGCAUUCGGAGACCUGCCAGCAUUCCUGGUGUUAUGGAUAAACUCGGUGAUCCGCUUUCCGACGGGGAAUACGGUGAUCUCGUUGACAUUCUCGUACUACAUCAUGCAGGCAGUGUUCCAGUCUUGUCAGCCUCCAGAUGUCCCAGUUCGAAUCCUCUCAGCUGCAGCCAUAUUGGUCAUCAGCUUCCUGAACUGCGUCAGCGUGAAGUAUGCGUCGAGGCUGCAAGACCUUUUGACGGGAAUGAAGAUCAUCGCAUUGGCUGUUAUCAUACUGACAGGCAUCGUGCAGCUUUGUUUGGGAUAUGGAGCCAAUUUCAAGGAUGGGUUUGAGGGAACCACCCGUGCUCCUGGUCAGAUGGCAUUGGCAUUCUAUUCAGGACUUUUCUCAUUUUCUGGAUGGGAAAGCUUCAACUACGUCACGGAAGAGAUAAAGAGGCCUGAACGGAAUCUCCCUCUUGCCUUGUGGAUCUCCAUCCCCUUGGUGACCGGUAUCUAUGUCAUGGCCAACGUUGCUUAUUUUACUGUCUUAACGCCAGAAGCCAUCCUCGGCUCUCAUGCAGUAGCUGUGACGUUUGCUGAUCGGUUAUUUGGUGUGAUGGCCUGGGUCAUGCCAGUGCUUGUGGCAUUCUCAUGCUUGGGCAGCCUGAAUGGUUGUGUCCUCUGUGGGUCAAGGAUGUUCUUCAUCGGAGCAAGGGAGGAACAUUUCCCAGAUAUGAUCGCCCUGGUAAACAUCAAGUGUUAUACCCCGGUGCCCGCCGUCAUGUUUACAGCAGCUAUGUCUCUGAUUAUUCUGACCACGUCAGAUGUCUACAGCCUCAUCACAUAUUUUGAGUACAUUGAAGCAUUUAUGUUGGCGUUGCCAGUCAUGGGACUCUUGUAUCUGAGGUGGAAACGGCCAGACAUGCCCCGCCCUGUGAAGGUGAAUCUUCUAGUGCCGGUCAUGUACUUGGUCGUGGCAGCGUUCCUGCUGAUUUUCCCCUGGUUUGUCAGCCCCCUGGAGGCAGCUGUUGGAGUCUGUAUGGUUCUGUCUGGGGUACCAGUCUACUUUAUCGGGGUCUGUUGGAAGAAACCCAAGGCCUUCCAAACAUUUCUGAGGAAGCAAACCAUUCUAAUACAGAAGGUUCUGUACUGUGUCAAAGUGGACAAGUUUGAGGAUCAGUUACAGUAGAAAUCACGGGGACAGAGAAAAGCUUGAGGUGUGGAUUGGUCCUGCUGGAACAGGAAGGUUUAUGAGAGAUAUCCUGGUUGAGAGUUUUCCUGUUCACUUUUGCAGAGAGGUGGUUUUCCUGAUUUCACGAUUGUUGUGCUGUUCAGAAUGUUGUUACUUGUAGUCAGAAGUAGUAAAAUAAGAUUUCAAUCAUAAAAGGUAUGAUUUCGGAGUGAGCAGAUCAUGAGUGAGUGGUCUUGGGCAGGAAUAUCACAAGACCAUAGGUCGCGGGGGUUUCCCGGCCCAAGGACCAAUCACGAGUCACGAGUGUGUUCUGCUCACUCGGAAAUCAAAACAGGUGAUUAUGUGUUUAUCAAACUGUCUUUAAUGCGUGUUUUGCGUGAAUUCUUUUGAAGAUAUUUCCUAAUUUUUGACAUGACUUACGUUAACUCCAGACGGGUAACAAAGAAUGUGUCAUGACAAACUUUCGAUUACAUUUGUCAAGCUCAGCUUUGGCAUGUUUUCCUCUAAAAAUCGGCAAGUGCAGGUCAAGGAUCUCGGAUCAUGCUUCUCACUUGACCCCUUACCACUGCUUCGACUUCCUCCACUUCAGCUGAGUAGUCAUGACGAUGCAGUAUUUUAGGUCAGUGGCCGGUCUUCUAAAGUCAAAUUUUGUCAUUGAUUUAGCUACUUAAAGCACCCUGAUUUAAAUCACCGCAACUUGUGAUCAUAAUCACAUGGUCAUGGCCGGUGCCUGUGACAAGAUGUGAUGAUUGUAGUGACUUGCAAUCAAUAUCAAACGCAUCAAAUAAUCACAGUUGCAUCGAUUAAAAUCCCUGUGCAGCGAUUUAUAUCGCUCAUUUGUGCGGCGCUGGAAUUGAACAGCCAGUAGUUUUUGAAGUCCUGUGAAUCAGAUGUCAAUAAUGAUAAUAAUAAUAAUCAAGAUUAUGGUCCUAUAUCCAUAUAAAUGCAUUUUCUGUUAGUAAGCACUUUACUUUUAUGUUUACAUUUUUAUAUGCAUGAAAAACAGAAAAAAAAAUAAACAGAUCAAAUAUUUUCACAGAUAAACACGAACAACAAAAAGUUCAAUGCAAUUUGCAUUGAAAAGCAGUCAAUCAAAAUAUCUACAAAAAAGAUGUUUCUUCAAAAGACCAAAGUCUUUGAGAAUGCACAAGGCAGCAGGUGAACAUGUCAUGGUAAUCAUGAUGGAGACGGGUUUGCUGCCCUCAUAUAUUACUGAGUCUAUUUGUUGUCAUUGAUGAUAUUAUUGUUCACCACAGUAAUUCGUAUGGGUUGUAUAGGUUUCAGGUUAAAUUCAACGUGACAAUUUGAUGACAUUUUAGGUAAUGUGUUGCAAGCGCGAGACAAACUACAGUGGAACCUCCCUUAGCGGACACCUCCCUAUCAAGGACAACCUCUCUAUUAAGGACACUAGUUUUGGUCCCAAAGUGGUUGUUUCCAUUCAAUUAGACCUGUCUAAUCAGGACACCGCUCUAUUAAGGACAGCACUUGUCAGUCCCGAGGGUGUCCCUAAUAGAGAGGUUCCACUGUACUGACCGUCUCGUUAUUAGCAACUGCACAUUGAAGAAAGAAUAGAACUAAGAAAGUCACUAAAAUUGCACAUGAUAAACUGAGAGUAUUACAUAUCUGAUCAUUUAAUCUCUAGGCAGUGUUUGACGCAUAAUGCAGCUGUGUUUCUGUAAAUAAGUGCUAACAGAGAGAAAAAACACACUUUUUAAUGGCCUACUUACAACAAUCAUGAAUGGUUUACUUCCUUAUUGAUUUCUUUUAAUAAGAUUGGUAGAUUAUUUUUUGUAAUUUCAAUCAGCUCACAUUGAAUCGACUUGUCUUGACGACGUAAUAAGUUUUUCUCUCGAUAAUCUAAUCGUGCGAAGCUCUUCUCUGCUUUAAGACAUUAUCAGUUAACAUAUCAUAACGUCAACAAUGUGAGUGAAUGCUUCACUGCCUAAAUGAUUUACUUCAUGAACAGUUAACCCCCAGCCCACACCAUGUGAACUGUCAGCUACGUCAUGUGCCACAGCUUUUUCCGUCCCAAGGUACGCUAGCAGAAGACUACAAUUCUUGAAUGUACGCUAUAUGUAUUAAAAACCACUCACUUAUGAAGACAUAAGGAACACAAAUCAUGUAGUUUAUGUAUCAUUUAUUCCACCGUGAAACGUUUAUGCUGAUGUCUCCAGAAUAAAGUGUUUAAAUGCACCGAGAAAGAAAUUCUGUGCGUAAAAAUGUAGAGAAAUUUUUCACGGAGAUAGAGUCCUGUAGCGUCAAAAACUGGCGUGACGUAGCCAACAUUCACCACUUAUCCCCACCCCAUAUCUUUAACCUACAUCUUCAUCAACUGGCAACUGAGUGUCGUUUCGUCAUUUCCAACUCGGCUGAUGUAAAAAGCGUGUGUAUUCAUUUUGUCUCUUUUUAAAGGGAAUUUAUUUCCUUUGUUUAUUUGAUUUUGUUAUGUUUGGCCUGUUUACGUUGCCAGAGUUUUUGUUUUGAAUAGCCAAUGUAAUCCAUAAAGUUAGUAGAGAAUUUAUUUUCUUGUUUUGUAGCUAUAUAUAGAGUCAGAGAAUAGCCAUUUGAACAACGGACUACAUGUACUUUAUACAUAGUCUGCCGGGUUUAUUUCAUAUUUAUCAGAAUAUGAUACCAAGAAUUAAUAAAGACAAAAUCUUUAUCAAUUCUUGAUAACACCUACAGGUUUUGGAGUGUAAUCUCUUGCGUUCCUUGUUGAACAAAAGCUGUCCAAAAGUUAAUCAUUGAAGUCUCAGUUCUUGAGCUGAUUCCAAAACCAACAAAAAGGCUUAAAACACAGAUGUGCUUAUACACUAUUUGCCAGUUGAGAAUGUACAUGAACUGUACAUCAAUCUGACUGAUCAGGAUGUCUGCAUCUUAAAAGAUUAAAAGAUGCAGACAUCCUGAUCAGUCGGUGUUGAUCGCUCGGGCAAGCUGCAGACAUCAUUCUCUGUUGGGCAAUAGGCGAAUACUGUAAAUUUGUAAAUAAAAGUUUUCAAUGUGGACAAGUGUUUCAUACCAGACAGUGCUAUACAGACGGGAAGAACAGUCCAGUUGCUACAUCCUUUGUUAUUUAGGAUUAUUAUUAUUAAUUAUUAUUAUUAAAAACAUUUUUAUAGCGCUUAACGUUGUUGAAACUUCUAAGCGCUUUACAAUUUAUAAUAAAACAUAACAUUAAUACAUGAUAGAAUAAAAGUCAUUACUAAAGAAAACGUGCAAAGGAUUCAAAAGAAUUUCUUAAAAAUAUGAGUUUUUAGUGCAGUUUUAAAACGACCCAGGGUACUCUGGCCACGAACACUAUUUGGCAGCUCAUUCCAUAGCUUUGGUCCCGCCACUGCGAAUACAGAGGAGCCUAUCAGGAUAGACUUGUGCACAUUUUAAUGCCGCCAAUGUAUAUCUGACACAAAAAUCCCACCAAGUUGUAUUGACAAUCCUGCAUAACGAAGACAUCUAUGGACUCUUCUCUCGGCAUAUAUAGCACUGUACGCCUGUGCACAUUGAUUAUGUGUUGUUGCUUGUAGUUCAUAGCACACCAGCUUUAUUUUGAGAUAGUCACAUUUUGUAGAUGUUUAUCCAAUAUUUAUCAAGUUAAACAGUUUGAUACUUAAAGUUUUCAAAAACGAAAAUAUAUAUUUAUUAAUCUCUGUUGAUUAAUAAUAAUCAUUGUUAACAAACCAAAAAAAGAUUAAGAUCUGUGUAUUUUUAAGGUCCAUUGGAUCCAUGACUUAACCACCGAAAUUGGGUAGAAAACCCAUCGACAUUUUUCACUAAACUGCCUCAAAAGACUCUUGGGUGUUAAAUGUUCAGCUUCUUGUUGGUGGUGUGUUUGUCACUGGCUAUGUAAAGCCCAUGUGUGGUGAGAUUCUCUCCACUUAUAAAUGUUAGCAAGUAUAGAUUUGAGACUACCUUCAAUUCAUACUUGAUGUUAGGUAUGUUUUUCCUCUUAACCCGAAGACCAUGACUUGAAGGGUAUACUAUGCCUUGGUACCAUACAGGUCUGGGGGGUCAGCUUCUGUUGACUUCACAUCUCUUAAGAAUCGGAACAGCCCUCCAAGAAUAACCUGAACGUCACUCCGUAAUGUGUCACAAUAUUCAAGUGAUGAAUGACAUACACUGGCCGCAUAAGUUGGCCAUUUUCUUUCUCCAUGUCUAUGCUGUCAAGUUGCUGGGCUGUCCUAGAUGGUACUUUGUCGUAAAAUUCCAUGUGAUGUUAAUUUAUCUAUUACUGUGAUACAGAGAGUUAAAAGUGCCAUAUUAGAUAUAACAUUUGGGGAAUCUCGAUUUAACCCUUUUAGUAUGGGGAACUUCUUUGCGGUAUUGCACUUUUUCACAUUGAAUACUUGGGGAGGUUUUGUUGAGAACUUUACCUGUGAAUACCAGAUUUUGUCUGCGAGUUGCCAAGAUCACCAAGUCCAAUGUCGCACCAAGCACGAUGGUCUCAGACCUCUCAUUCCUGAGGUAUAGUAUUAUGAGACACUGAACUGCCAUUUCAGGGGGUGUGUUCUUGAGGAGACGGAACAUAACAAAAUUCAUGGUAAUUCCAACAGGUAUGACAAACACGAACAAGUCACAGAGGUGUGUGAAGAAGACCAAUGCUGUCGGUGUGGUGGCUCCAUAAGCUACCAUUCGGAGUUUGAAAAAUAUUCAAAGUUGUCACAUACCGCAAGGUGGGUCACCAGGCUGAAGGGAUUAAGCAGACUGGAACUAGUUAAACUUCAAUGCAGUCAUUUACAGUGUAUAGCAUUACAUGUGUGUCUGACAUCUCGGUGUGUGUUUGAUUAAUAAAGCACAUUUUGGAA